UCUAAGCCUCUGCUUAGAAAACUAUCACCGCACUAUCGGAUACGGACGUACGUCUUACGAUGCAGAAGCCAUAGCCAUGCUUUGGGGUCCAUGCCAAGUUUCAAGCUCCUUGAUCUCCUCGAUACUAACCCGGAACGUCCUUUGCUCCUAAUUCUAUUCAUUCUACCAGCGCCUUCAACAAGGCUCAGCAAUGCUCUUAAUGUAAGACAGUUGUGGCCAGUCACUCCUAAACUAUGCUACUCCUUUCGCACAUUUCUCUUUUUGAUUCCUUUGUCUUUUGUCUUCCAAAUCCGUCUGCCUGGCUGCGGAGCAUCGAUCUAACUAGCUACUUUUUUUUUUUUUAAAGGGUUCAUGCAUAGCCACCCCGGAAUCUGUCAUAGCAUCUUUGACGAUCCACCUUAAUCCGAUACCUCGUCAGUAACUUUGGCAAUUCCCAACAUCAUCCGACCCAAUUCA
Aspergillus alliaceus is the source of this 456-nucleotide messenger RNA. RefSeq lists its product as uncharacterized. The record is from RefSeq and is a predicted model, not a curated record. Lineage: Eukaryota; Fungi; Ascomycota; Eurotiomycetes; Eurotiales; Aspergillaceae. The coding region runs from base 91 to 321 and encodes 76 amino acids. The transcript has a single exon.